Astyanax mexicanus (Mexican tetra) is the source of this 1355-nucleotide messenger RNA. It is a transcript of the gene hspb9, whose product is annotated as heat shock protein, alpha-crystallin-related, 9. Lineage: Eukaryota; Metazoa; Chordata; Actinopteri; Characiformes; Acestrorhamphidae. Bases 620 to 1249 code for a protein of 209 amino acids. The record is from RefSeq and is a predicted model, not a curated record. Gene Ontology annotation, biological process: response to heat; protein refolding. The transcript has a single exon. Gene Ontology annotation, molecular function: protein folding chaperone.
UAGUUAAAGCACUCGAAUGAGAGAGAAGCAAAGGCUAAAACAGAGAAGAAGCAAAGCCACAGAAGAGCUUAGAACGCAAGGCUGCUAAGGCAGAAGCUCCAGAGGAAAAGGCUCAAGUACAGAGGUUGUAGAAGCUUCAGACGCAAAGACAACGAGAAUCUCUAGAAGCUCCAGACGCAAGAUAAAGAGAAGCUGUAGAAGCUCCAGACGCGAAGGCAAGGAGAAGCUCUAGAAGCUCCAGACGCAAAGGCAAGGAGAAGCUCUAGAAGCUCCAGAAGCAAAGACAACAAGAAGCUCUAGAAGCUCCAGACGCAAAGACAAGAGGCUCUAGAAGCUCCAGACGCAAAGACAAGAGGCUCUAGAAGCUCCAGAAGCAAAGACAAAAAGAAGCUCUUGAAUCGCCAGAAGCAAAGGCAACAAGUGGCUCUAGAAGCUCCAGACGCAAAGACAACGAGAGGCUCUAGAAGCUCCAGACGCAAAGGCAAAAAGAGGCUCUAGAAGCUCCAGAAGCAAAGACAACAAGAAGCUCUUGAAUCGCCAGAAGCAAAGUCAACAAGAGGCUCUUGAAGCUUCAGACGCAAAGACAACGAGAAGCUCAAAAAGAUCCACAGACACAAAGAUGAGCCAGUCCGCUAUCGAGAGCCUCUUCGGAGAUGACUCUUUCUUUGAGCCCACAUUCCUGCUCUGGCCCAGACGCAACAUGGUACAGACAAGCUUCAGAGAGCACUUCCUUCAGCGCAGGGCUCAGCUGAUGGAGCGCUUUCAGGCCGAUAUCCAAGGCAGCCUCUUCGGAGAACUGACCGACGGGCUCCCCAGAGAUCUGUUCGAGACCUUGGACAGCCUCUGUUCACCCUCAGCAUCCAGAAUCAGUGCCAACCAAGCCCAGGACAAAACCUUAGCCUGGACUCUGGACACUCAAGGCUUCUCCCCAGAAGAAAUCUCAGUAACCGUGUCCGGGCGAAGACUGGAAGUGAUGGCGGCAAAGACAAACUUACAACCUGCUGCCUCUGCAGACGCAGACUCCAAACCAACCGGAUUCGUCCAGAGCGUGGCUCUGCCUGAUCACAUCGACCCCACCAUGCUGACCUGCACUCAGAGUCAAGACGGCCUCCUGCGCAUCGACUCCGAAACCAAGCAAGAUCCUCCAGAGGAGCGAGUCGUUCCCAUCCGCUUCAGAACCUCCCUCGACUUCCCUCUCACCAAAGAAGACACAAGCAGCACAGAGGUCUCCUCUAAAACGACCACCUAGAACCUGCACGGACAAUCCGCCCCACAUUGCACUGCUGAUUUUUUUGAUCCAAAAAGUUUUAUGUUUUGAAAAUUAUUUUAUUAAUAAAAUUGACAUGGCUUCUUUA